Molecule: messenger RNA, 3177 nt
Organism: Didymodactylos carnosus
Lineage: Eukaryota; Metazoa; Rotifera; Eurotatoria; Philodinida; Philodinidae
Source: the annotation of a GenBank genome assembly
AUGAAAGAAGAAGGAUUUGAUAUAAUGAAAUCAGGAGAUGCACGUAUUGCUUUAAUUGGUUUUCCAUCUGUUGGAAAAUCGACAGCGGUAACGAAAACAGCUAGCACAUCGGCUGCAUAUGAACUUACCACUUUGACAUGUGUUAUCGAAUGUAAUGGAGCUGAAGUUUGCUUUUUCUCCUUAUUAUUUCCAGUUAUACAUGAUUGUGACAGUUAUUCAAUUUUUUGUUCACGGAAAGGUCAUGGUCGGCAAGUUUUUGCCGUGGUACGGACAUCUGACAUGGUUUUAAUGAUGCUUGAUGCAACAAAAGGAGAAGUACAAAAAGAAAUAUUAGAAGCUGAAUUAGAGUCUGUUGGUUUUCGAUUGAAUAAGAAAAAACCAGAUAUUUAUUUUAAAAAGACAAGAAAAGUAUUAUUUCGUGAAGAUUGUACACCUGAUGAAUUUAUUGAUGUUGUUGUUGGUCGAAGAGCCUAUAUGCCAUGUUUAUAUAUAUCAAUUGAAGAAGUUGAUAGAUUAGCUCAUUUACCUAAUUCAGUUGUUAUAAGUUGUAAUAUGAAAUUGAAUAUUGAGUAUAUGCUUGAAACAAUAUGGACACUAUUAAACUUAAUUCGUAUUUACACAAAAAAACGCGGUGAAAAACCCGAUUUUUAUGGUGGUUUAAUUAUGUGCAAUGGUGUCCCAGUUGAUUUUGUUCGUCGUCCUGUACAUCGUAUACUUGUUGAACAAUUCAAAUAUGCGUCAGUUGAUAUUCAUACACAGUACGGUUAUGUCCGAGGAACAUCGUACAGUGUAGAUUCGUGGUAUCCCAAAUAUGUGUCCGUCUUUCUAGGUAUUCCAUAUGCGAGACCACCAAUGGGCAUUCAUCGUUUUCAGCCCCCAUUUCCACCUGAUACGUGGGAAAAUCGAAUAAUUUACGAUGCUACAUAUUUUCGUUCUUCAUGUUUACAACCAUUCUCCGAACAAGAAAAAAUUCGUCAACAUAUUCCUAAUUUUCCACCAUCAAAUUUCAGUGAAGAUUGUCUUUAUCUCAAUAUAUUUGCACCAAAUCGUACAGAUCGUUAUAUGCCAAAGUUGCCUGUUCUUGUUUUCGUUCAUGGUGGAGAUUUCAUCGGUGGAUCAUCUCAAUUGUACAACGGAUUUGUUCUAGCACAACGUGAUGCUGUUGUUGUUACUUUUAACUAUCGACUAGGACCAUUAGGAUUUUUGACUACAAAUACAAUGAAUGGACGUGGGAACUAUGGUUUAUUCGAUCAACGUUUUGCAUUGAAAUUUGUCUACGACAAUAUUCGAGAGUUUAACGGCGAUCCGGAAAAUAUAACAGUGAUUGGUCAUGAAGCUGGUGCGGCGAGUGUUGGACUUCAUUUACUUAGUCAAGAUCAGCCGUUAUAUUUUCGACGCGCUGUUCUUAUGAGUGGAUCUGAUUUAUGUAAAACAUCUUAUCUUCGUGAUGAACAUUUUCCUUUGGAAAUGGCUCGAGCACUAGCGCGUCGUGUUAGCUGUUAUGAUCGUAAUGCAAAUGCAAUGAUUGAGUGUUUAAGGCAAAGAGAUCCACAUAGUCUUAUUAACGCACAAGUUCCAUUUCCAUAUGAAUAUGGUGGCCAUCCGUGGCGACCUACAAUUGAUUAUAAUACAGAUGAUGUGCUGAAACCUAUAUUUCAAAGUAAACCCAUUGAAUUACGACGUCUUGGUCUAUUUGCAAACGUAUCAGUUAUGAUUGGUACAACAUCAGAUGAAUCAGCUGAAUAUAUUGCACAACAAAUGAAUUCAUAUACCAUUGAAAAUGGUUUAUCAAAACAUGAUUUUGAUCAAUAUAUUAAUUCAUAUACUAAUAAACUUGUUCAAGAUUAUUAUUCAUUUGAACGUCAAAAAUUUACGUAUGAAUACGUUGAAUCUGAAUAUAUAUUACCAAUGGGCGAAAAUUAUUUAGACGAAGAAACAAUAGCAAAUUCUCUUCGAUAUCGAUAUACAUUUUGGCCACAGCCUGAUAAUAGAACAAUGAUUCGUCAACGUUUGAUCGAUUUACAUUCUGAUUUUCGAACGACAUCUUGUGUGGCGGAUGCUGCACGUUUUCAUGCUAUUAAAACGUGGAAUUCAAGCUAUGAAUAUGUUUUCUCUUAUCAUUCAUUAACAAGUUUUUAUCCCCAAUGGAUGGGUGCACCAGCGGGUUAUGAACUCUAUUAUUUAUUUGGCGUACCUUUUUUUAACGAUUCUAUUUUUAUGCCAUGGUACGGUUAUCAAAAACGACAGUUGUACACAUUUGUUGAUGAAGAAAUGAGUAAUUAUACAAUGCACUUGUUUGUUAAUUUUGCUCGUUACGGAGAUCCAACACCUGGCGGCUUUUUGCGUGAAUAUACUCCGGUAUCAUUGCAAAAUCCGUCUAAUCCAUAUCAGUUUGGUUAUGCUAGACGUUUACAAGUUGGCUGGUCACCGAUGCUUGUGAAUAAUAUGACAUAUUUAGAUAUCGAUUAUCGACCAAUGGUAAAAACUAAUUAUCGUUUUGACGAAGCUGGCUUUUGGUCUGAUUAUUGGCCAAUGUUAUGGAAGAAACGUAUUACUCCUAUUCCUACACCCUAUUUCAAAGGUGCUAUUAUGAAUCAUAAAGAUACGACAAUUGUCAUGUGGAUAUUAGUUGCUGUUGAUGAAACCUCGAAUGUUAGAGAAACUGAACAACUCUCACCGGCUGAAAGAUAUUUAUCUUGGAAAUAUGAUGGCGUAGAGGUCAAAGAAGAUUUUAUUGGUUUCAUUCCUCUUCAUGCUGCUGGUAUAUCCGACAAAAUUAUGGAAUUUAUACGUGCUGCUGGUCUCGAUUUAUUUUAUUUAAGAGAUACGAAAUGUAGUAAGUUAGUCAUUCGUUCUGUCGAUAAAAUGCGUAGUUUAUGUACAUUUAGAUCUCAUUCAAUUGAAUUUCAAUAUGAUAAACUUAAACUCGAUGAAUUACAAAAUGACCUUAAACAAUUUUCUCGUGAUAAUAAUGUUGAAUUAAAAAUAUCAAGAACUAGUAAACAUAAAACAGUUGAAUUAUAUUUAAAACAUAUUUAUGAAACAUUCAUACAAACAACUCUCGAUCAAUUAUCGUACAGAUUUAGUGAACAUCAAAAAAUAGUAGUGAAAAUAAUGACCUUAAUUCCAGUUUAUGUGGUAGAUCGAACAGUCUAUACGAUAUUAAAAAUUCGUUGA